Messenger RNA from Phycodurus eques (leafy seadragon), 719 nucleotides. Its product is annotated as myelin basic protein-like. The transcript is spliced from 4 exons. Bases 280 to 708 code for a protein of 142 amino acids. Gene Ontology annotation, molecular function: structural constituent of myelin sheath. The record is from RefSeq and is a predicted model, not a curated record. NCBI's taxonomy places the organism in Eukaryota, Metazoa, Chordata, Actinopteri, Syngnathiformes, Syngnathidae.
CCACCCCUCGCAAACACCAUCAUCACUACACGCCUACCGAAAUCAGGAAGCGCCGACGCGCGCCGCUGUUUUCUUUUCCUCCUUUUAUUUGCGUCCACAUUUUGACGAGAGCAGCGUCGAGGAAAAACAAGUGAAGGGUUUGACAUAUUCGAUGUUGACGACCACUGACAGGACUGAGGCUGUGGAUGCAGUCGACGGGCUAACCGGAGAGAGAGAGAGAAGGGGGAUGUGCGCGACAGCCCUGCUCUGAGCCACGACAACAACUCCUCUGUCAGCAGCAUGGGGCAGCGUCUAGGAAGGAGAGACUCACCAACAGACAAGGCCUUAUCAUCUGAAACCAAAGAUGAGGGAGGACCACCAGCAGUAACCACACCGGCAGAACAGCCUGAAACACACGAUGAAGUCUUUGGAAGGGGUGAGACAGAUGCGAACCAGAACAAUGGCUGCAUCUCGGAGAAGUCGGCGGUGACUGACUCCACAGGCGCUGAGGACCCCCACUCGGCCUGGACCUCCGCCAGCACAGCUGACCCUGACGUUGCCACGCCGCGCCCCCACCUGGCCCGCCUCUUCUCCCGAGAUGCCCCGGGCCGAGAGGACAACACCUUCAAAGAGCGACCCUCUGAAUCGGACGAGCUGCAGACUAUCCAGGAGCACAGCGGAGCGGCUUCAGAGUGCGGGUCGGAGAGCCCUGAACAGGACCUAGACUAGGCUAGCCUUUG